AUGGUCUUGCCCCAGGCCAACCCAUACGACCCAACCCUGGGUCGUAUGGGACCCAGGCCUGGGUCCUACACGGAUGUUCCACCGGGGGCGGGGUUCCGGUCCAGCCCCGCGCCCGGGGUUCGAUCCUCAGCUCGGCUGGUCGCCUCCGAGCCCCUCCCUCCCUUUCCUACCCUCAACCACCAUCUCACCCAGUGGACCAGCCGUGGGUGCCGGAUCGGAUCGGUUCGGAUCGGUUCGGAUCGUCCGGAUCAGCUUGAAAUCGGGCGUGCGUGGUUUCCCCUGCUUCGAACGGGUUUCGGGGGCUCUGGGGUCGGGUCGGGUCGGUCGGCGAGUGGGAUGGGGCGCGAUGGGUCCCGCGGGGUCUCGUUUUCGAAUCGGUCGGAGUGA
Messenger RNA from Puccinia graminis f. sp. tritici CRL 75-36-700-3, 387 nucleotides. RefSeq lists its product as uncharacterized. The record is from RefSeq and is a predicted model, not a curated record. Lineage: Eukaryota; Fungi; Basidiomycota; Pucciniomycetes; Pucciniales; Pucciniaceae. The transcript has 3 exons. Bases 1 to 387 code for a protein of 128 amino acids.